This is a messenger RNA of Pelagomonas calceolata, 3826 nucleotides long. NCBI's taxonomy places the organism in Eukaryota, Pelagophyceae, Pelagomonadales, Pelagomonadaceae. The record is from the annotation of a GenBank genome assembly.
AUGACGGUCCGCUCGCCACCGCGCAAGUCCUUCGCCAGCCGCAACCUGAACAGCGCGACGCGCAAGCCCGAGCAGGCGCGGCCGCAGCGCGCGUAUGGCGGCGGCGGUAGAUUGCUAGUGCUCGGCAAGCGGCCCGAGCCGACGGCGGCCUCGAAGACGAACACGGUUGCCGCGCCCGUGCCCAUGAACACGCCGUCGCUGCGGCGCGAGUCGGGCGGCCAGGACGUCUCCGUCAAACUAGUUCCGAGCGGCGGUGGUGGCUGGGCCCAAGAGAAACAACCGGAGCCGGAACCGGAACCGAGACGGCUCGCCCCGCCGGCCAACAAGGAGCCGCCCGUCGCGCCCUGGGCCAAGCAGGCCGUCGUCGACGCCGCGAAGCCGCCCGAGGAGCGCGCGCCGGCUUGGAGUUCCAAGCCUGCUCCUCCUCCUGUUGAGGAGCCGCCGCCACCGCCUCCCGUAAAACCGGAGUCGCCGCCCCAGCAGCAGCACCAGUGGCGCCGGUCCCAGGACGCCGAGCGACGCAUGGAGCAGUCGACGCAACCGCCGCCGCCUCCCGCAAAUACGUCCCCGAAGAGUGAACCGCCCGAUAAACUGCAAGGCGAGUCCCAGAGCGACUACAUGAAGCGGUUGGCGCAGUUGCGAGCGGCGAAACGUCGCGCCGAGGAGCAGGCCGAGGACGAUGCCCGACGCGCGCGCGCCGCGGAAAGAUUAGCGCGCCUGGACGCCCAGCGGCGCGCGGCGCAUCCACCUGCGCGACCUCCCCCGGUCCAGCAACAAGAGGAUGACCGGUGGCAGCGCGGGGCGCGCGUACCGGCGCCGCCCGUCGAGCGGGAACCGUUGCGGGAUGCCGGCGUGCCCAUCGAACGGGCGGCGACUAGAGACGGCCGCUCCUUCGCCUCCAUGUUCUCGCCACCUUCGGAACCGAACCCGGACCAGCUCAAAGUAGGUGAUGGGUAUGAUAGGCACCCGAACCGCGAGAAGCCGAAGCUCUUCGAUCCCAAGUCUGGGAGUUAUGUCGAUCCUUCGUCGCGACCGCCGCCGGCGCCGAAGACGCGCGGAAGAGGUUUGCGGGUCAUCGACGACGCCGCGGCUCCGAAGAAGGAGGCGCCGCAGGUUCGCUUGUUGGCGCGGCCCGCGGACGCGAAACCCGCACCUGGAACGAUCGUACAGAAGAAGGAGGAGAAGAAGAAGCUUGCGGAGCUGCCUAAAGAUCUAUCGAACGCGGACGCGGAGACUGUCAAAAGGUUGAAGGCUGAGAGAGCUGCGGAGAAGGCUGCGAGGCAGCCGCGCACCCGAGGCUUUCUGUACAAGCACGAGAACGGCGACGUCGUCCUAGCUGACGGCCAGCCUUCUCGUAGGUCGAAGCGCGGUCGAGGCGGGCGUAAAAGGGCGGAAGCCGCCGCCGCCGCCGCCGCGAAGGCCGAGCAGGAGCGGCUCGCGCCCGGCCCGCCCGUGCGAUCGUCCUCUGCUGGCUCUGUGUGUUUCAGUGUCGUUGUAUCAACUACGAGCGGGAAGACGACCCCAGAAAUCAAACACCAUCUUUCGAGUCUGACUACUGACUGACAACCUUCCACCCAUAGCCCGACCGCUCCCUUCGUCUUUGUGUGAGAGUCAUACAUACUCAUACCAAUCUCACAAUUCCACGCACAGGUCGGCGACCGAGGGAGAGCCCCGGGCCCCGUGUCGCAGCAGUCCCCGCCCGAGCCCGCGCGCGGCCUCGGCGUCUUCUCUCAAUCUGACGCGGCGCCGGGCAAUUUGUCGUAUGCGCCCUUCGGCGGCUUCAGCACGGCGCCGCCGCCUCCCGAAAGGGCCGCUGUUUCCGCUCUGGGUGGGGCCGAGUUCAUUCCCCGCACUUCGAGUGCUGGUUCUUUUGGCGGCAUCGGCAUCGUCCAGGACGACGCGCCGCCGCGCCACGACGGCCCGUCUACUCUAGGCGGCGCGGAGUUCGUGCCCGGCGCCGGCCUCGUCCGGCCCGAGGCCGCUUCGGAGCAGCAGCUGUCGUCCUCCUUCGACGCCGCGGGCGCGCCGGAGUUCGUGCCCGGCGGCGCCUUCGGGUCCGGGCUGCUCGGCGCGCCCCAGAAGCCCGGCCAGCCGCAGGGCUCGGGCCUGCUCUGGGACCGCUAGCUAUUUGAUGAUUGGGCCUUGCGCCCCGACCGCCGGCCUCUGCACGCUUCAUGCGCGUAGGAGCUCCUACCGGCCGUCCACCCCGUCUGGACUCUACUAACAGUCCGACACUAUCUUUUUCUGGGGCGCGGCGGUGGCGUGCUGGCGGGGAAGGAGUCGUUUCGCGGCUCGUAAAACCCGUUUUGCGGACCAAAAUAAUUGAGGCGUCGCGGACCUCGGCGAAGCGACCGCGCGAUUGCCGCAGCGCCCUUGGGCGGCCGUAUUAUCGCUGCUUAAAACACUCCCACACGUGCGCGCCACAUCUGCGAGCAACAGCGUGCCCCAGCGAUAGCUCCAAGGCCUGCAGCAAGAGGUCAAGCGGACAGCAGCGCGGCGCCGCGCAGCCGACCGCAGCUCGACACGCCGCCGGCGCGGCGGCGCGUCGCCAGCGAUGUCCGUCGCCGGCUUCAAGCUGACCUUGUGGAUCCCGGUCGAGCAGGUCGGCAUCGUGAUUGGCCGGUCCGGCCAGACGAUCAACAAGAUCCAGGGCGGGACGUCGUCGAGAUUGAACGUCGUGCCGGACCAGGAUGCAAGUGCGUGGGCGCCCGUGUAUAUCCGGGGCGCCCCGGAUGGGGUGUUUGCGGCGGCGCAACAAGUGGUGGAGCUCGUGGACGAGGUCGACGACUGCGUCGCCGAGUUCCACCUCGGCGGGCGGGGGCGGACGUUGCUGCGGGACGAGAACUCCGGUCCGAGUAACCUCACGCUGGAGACGAAAAAAGUUUCCGCGGACCACAAAGUUCGGAUCUUGAUCCCGCAAGCCACUGGGAACGCGAAGUCCGACAACAAACCGUCGAAAGACGACGCCGCACCUUGUUCCCUUGAGGGUCCUCUAGAUGGUGUGAAAAAAGCACUGAAAGCUUUGGUCGAGAUCGCGUCCCGGAAAGUCGAGAAAAGGCCGCAAGAGCCGCAAGUGCCGCAAGUCGAGAAAUGCGUCUCCGUGCCGGCUACUAGAUUACGAACGGUCGCCAGACGGGGCCAGCAGCAACCGGUCUAUCGAGUAGUAGCGAGGUACUCCGGGACACAGGUGGCCAAGCGACCUAGAGAUCAACCUAUCCCGGAGGACGCCAUCAUCGCGAGGGAGCCGGAAGAUGCCCUCUCGCAAGCCGCUUUAACGGUAGAAAGCGUAGUAGAGGCCUGCACGGAGGAGCCGACGAAGAUCACUUCAUCUGUUAUCUCACAUGUGUUACCUGAUGAAAAUAUCGACAACGAUGAUUUCGAGGAUCCUGGGUGUAGCGAGGACGAGUCCUCCUCCGAGAGCGAGACUGAUGAGGACGACGACGAGGAGAUCGAGGAGGUUCCGACAGAACCGUCGAAGGAUCGCAUUGGGUUCAUGGUGAGGGGAGGGGAGAAGAACGUCGACGCCGCUUGUGCUGCAUUGGUGCAGAUCGUCGAAGGGAGCAGCGUGAAGGACGUGGUGGCCCAGCUCAAGCUCGAGUUCCCCACCGCGGCGUCUCGGCGGGGCGGCAGAGGAGGUAAGGAGAACCCGCCGGGGACCGGGCGGCGCUCGCGCAACCGGCGGGGCGGCAAGGCGCACCGCAAGGACAAGGACAAGGCUCCUUCAGGUGGAGAGAAGGAGAAGAAGGAGGGCGAGGGCAGUUCCAAAAGACGCGGGCGGCGCGGGCGGCGGGCCGGGGGCGGCGGCGGCGGCGAGGCCGGCGCGUAG